Pediculus humanus corporis (human body louse) is the source of this 234-nucleotide messenger RNA. RefSeq lists its product as uncharacterized. NCBI's taxonomy places the organism in Eukaryota, Metazoa, Arthropoda, Insecta, Psocodea, Pediculidae. The record is from RefSeq and is a predicted model, not a curated record. The transcript has 2 exons. Bases 1 to 234 code for a protein of 77 amino acids.
AUGGAUGAACACAAAAAAAAGUUAAAUUACAUGGAGAAAACAAGUGGAUAUGAUGAUUUGGUAGGUAGUUUAGGUAUAGGUACGCACGUACCGUUACAAUUUAGACGUCUGCUUAUGCAAAUGGAAGUCGUUCAUUUUAAAGUACCCGUUAAAAUUAAAGAAUCGAGGAAUGUGAGGAGAUACGAUUUGCUUUCAUUAAAAUGGAUGGAUUUGAUUGGUGGAUUUUUUUUUUAA